This is a messenger RNA of Paralichthys olivaceus (Japanese flounder), 1134 nucleotides long. Lineage: Eukaryota; Metazoa; Chordata; Actinopteri; Pleuronectiformes; Paralichthyidae. The record is from RefSeq and is a predicted model, not a curated record.
ACAGCUGCGGUGUGUUACGGGGCGAGUGCGAGGAUCCAGAUUCGGAGAAACCCAAGCAGCAGAGGACCCGGAGGAAACCGCGCGUCCUCUUCUCCCAGGCUCAGGUGUUCGAGCUGGAGCGGCGCUUCAAGCAGCAGCGUUACCUGUCCGCCCCGGAGAGAGAGCACCUGGCCAGCUCCCUGAAGCUCACCUCCACCCAGGUCAAGAUCUGGUUCCAGAACCGGAGGUACAAAUGCAAGAGGCAGCGGCAGGACAAGACUCUGGAGAUGGCAGGUCACCACCACCACCACCAUCACCCACCACCGCCGCCCAGGAGGGUGGCUGUGCCGGUGUUGGUCCGGGACGGGAGGCCUUGUCUCAGCGGAUCCCAGAACUUUAACACGUCCUACACAGUGGGAGCUCCAAACCCGUACAGCUACAGCUACCCAGCCUACAGCUACAACAGCUCGGUGUACACGAACACUUACUCCUGUACUUACUCUAGUUUACCUGCUCUGCCGCCCAGCAACACCACUGCCAAUGCUUUUAUGAACAUGAAUUUGGGAAACCUUGGCUCACAGACGCAGAGCCAGGCUCCCCAAGGACCAGUCGUCACACCCUGUCAAGGAACUCUGCAGGGCAUACGGGCAUGGUAGCGCAGUGUCUGUGCGCAACCACAACUGGGAUAGACUCCUCUGGGAUGGCUGAAUUGACUUAUGCACCCAAAUCCAAUCAACUGAUGCAAGGAAAGCACAAUUCACAAGUGUAACGCGUUACACAAAGUACAGACAGUGAGGGAACCCUGACCCCACAGACGGAGAGACAGAAUAUGCGCCUCUUUCUCUGAGCCAAAGUAGAAAAGACGUUUUGAAACCUGCUGUUGAAUAUUUGAUUGUGUUGAAUGUUGUCGUUGAACAAAGACUGUACGUUUGCUGCCUGUUGUGGUUCAAAACGUCGAAAUUUUUAUAAAAACAUGUUUGCUGCACACAAUAAUCAGACUGGACUCAUUGAAUUUAAACUCCAAAAUGCAUCGGAAUGAUCAACAUGGACCAUAACAAUGCAGUCUUACAAAGUAUUAUGUUUUCUUUGUGACAGUGUGAUGUGUUUUGUCAUGAAAAUGAUCAGUGAUUAUGAAAUUAAAUGAUGAAUUGACAA